AUCCUUGACUUGGUUGGUAUUCUAAAUAAUGCACAAAACCUUGCAAGUAGCCACGCCCCCUUUUGCUUGCACAAAGAAGGGGGGGGUAUCUCGUUCUUGACUUUUUCGUUGUGUUUGCCGCUACAGUUCUCUAUCUCUCUGUAACUUAACCUCUACCAAGCUUUCUAUACAGUACAGUAACGAAGACAAUGGCUGUAAAUCCACAAGCUUUCGAGCAGUUCACUCUGAGACAAGUUCGCAUCACUGAGAAUAAGCUUGGACGAGGUUCCUACGCUGUUGUCAUGGAGCUAGAGUAUCGAGGACUGAAAUGUGCCGGCAAGAAGCUUUACCGAGUUCUCUACGAUACUGGAAUCGGGCAUGCAGCACGAAGGUAUCUGGAGGAGUGUCACCUGCUCAGUCAAACUAGACACCCCAACAUUGUCCAGUUUCUGGGAGUCUGUUUUGAGGAAGGCUCUCAGUUCCCCAUCCUAGUCAUGGAGUUCCUCCCCACCAACUUGACCAGCUGUCUCGAGCGCUACGGUAUUCUCCCCGAUGAGAUCAACUUCUCCAUCCUCCAUGACGUCUCACUGGGCCUGGUCUACCUCCAUGGCCAAACACCAAUCAUUGUGCACAGAGACCUCUCAGCCAACAAUGUCCUCUUGUCCACCAACAUGACGGCCAAGAUAUCUGAUCUGGGGGUUGCUCGAAUAUUGAACCUCACCCCCCUUCAAGCGAGUCGAAUGACUGAGACCCCUGGCACCCCAGCGUACAUGCCCCCCGAAGUGAUGGUUGCCGACCCCCACUACGACACCAGUGUGGAUGUGUUCUCCUUUGGGGUCAUGAUGAUUCACACCUUCACAGCAGAGUGGCCACUACCAAAGAUCGGCCCCAACAGAAUCGAUCCUGCUAAUCCUGACAGACUGAUACCAGUGACGGAAGCUGAACGACGUGAACAUUUUCUUCGAAAGAUUACCCCAGACCACCCUCUGAUGGACCUCAUCAUGCGCUGUCUCAGCAACAACCCUCAGCGAAGGCCUAGAGCAGUGGAGAUAAUGGGUUGGAUGGUGGGUGUGGUACUUGAACACCCUCCCUCCUUUGAGAACAGAGUGGAGAUGCUCCAGCGAGUGAGUGCCCUACUGACAGAGAAGAGGGAGCUUGAGGAGGAGGUUGUGAGGAAGGACUCGGCAAUCCAGGAGAAAGCAGGAGAGAACGAGGCACUGGCGGAGGAGAAAAGACGACAAGAUGAAGAAAGUGAAAACACUGUCGAUCGUAUGCAGUUGGUGCACUCCGUGGAAACUGAUCAGUUGAAAUUGGAAAACGAAAAUCUUAAAGGUCAACUCGAAGAUAAUGAGACAAUUGUUAACAUGAAAGAUGCUAGAAUUACUGAGGUAGAAACUCAAUGUAAGCAACUCACUGAAGAGGUGGAGCAACAAAUUGCCAACGUCAACUACACUCACAACGAGCUUGUAUCUAAAGCUACAAAAAUAGCUCAACUGGAAACAGAUGUCACCAAUCUCAUUGCACAAGUGGAACAAGAGCAAGCAGAAAAAAACUCUAUUAUCACCCACAAAGAUUUGACUAUUGCUGUCAAAGAUUCAACAAUUGCUCACAAAGAUUCAAUGCUUGUCUCCAAGGACACUUCCCUUCAAAAGAAAGAGGCCACCAUUCAGAGUUUAAACGAUCAGCUCACCAAAACUAGAGACUACCUGACCAGCAAACCACAGGUGAGCGCACACAUCUAAAAUAUGAUACCCUCAUAUCUCUUAUUGUAUCGCUACCCCAAUAGAAGUACCAAGUCUAAAGCUUAUAAUGAGUUGAUGGCCAUGCAUGAACAACUGUGUUGUAAUGCAGCGUGUAAUCCAGGCUAUGUAUUCAAUUGAUUCUACCUUUAGUUAGUACGUCACUUACUUACUGUUCCCAUUGUAGUGAGCCACAGGCAUAUCUCCUAUUGCCACCCUAAUAGAAGCUAGUGCCAAGUCUAAAGCUUACUGUUAUUGUACUCCAAAUCAUUUUUUUGCGAUGCCUCGAUAAUUAGAAUGACAGUUGUUGUGUAUUAUAGUGUGGCUUGUAAUCUAUGUGUACAAUCUCAGCCUCGAAGCUAUCCGUACA
Halichondria panicea is the source of this 2088-nucleotide messenger RNA. RefSeq lists its product as uncharacterized. The record is from RefSeq and is a predicted model, not a curated record. Bases 189 to 1721 code for a protein of 510 amino acids. Gene Ontology annotation, biological process: protein phosphorylation. Gene Ontology annotation, molecular function: protein serine/threonine kinase activity; ATP binding. NCBI's taxonomy places the organism in Eukaryota, Metazoa, Porifera, Demospongiae, Suberitida, Halichondriidae. The transcript is spliced from 2 exons.